CUUCAUUGCACCUUCGCCAUUUCCUCCCCCUUUUCACGGCUCACUUUUUUGUGACCCCCCCAUGACUGCCAAUGGUUUCGUAGCUGUUGUGUUUUAACCCUUCGACUACAAUGCAAUAGCUUGCCUCCCAGACUUGAUGCCUUCCUGGUGGUCAAUCCUCUGUGGUCCAAGAACAUUUUGUGUCUUUGUACGUUUUCUUCCUCAUUUAUACAUAUAUAUAUAUAUAUAUAUAUAAUCUACAUUCGUAUCAACUUCCAACCUUGCGGCCAACAACAUUGUGGGCUCAAAGUUUUAUCUUCAGUACUCUGGUUUGGAAAAAUACUUCCAUUAUUAUGUGCAACGUGAUUUUUUUAUUUUUAUUUGUGCGUGCAAUAAAAUAGUGAUGCCCACUGCAGGGUUACCAUGCUUUUUGGUGGGAGAGGUGGUUAGGUAUUCGCUGUUCUCAAAGGGCAAAUUACCAUAACAGACGUGGGUUGCAGAUGGGUUGUGUGUGAGUCGAAGGGUUAACAUUCCCAUUUGAGCCGGUAAAGGGCAGUGGCCCCCUUGUCGUAUGUAGCCUGUGAGGAUUGAGAGUACGUUUUGAGGGUUAGUUCUGGUGUAAAUCACCUGCCAAUGAACUUGAGCCGAGCUCAAUAACAGAUGACAAACAACAAUCUUCUUAUUUAAAGACCGAGCUUCACCAAUCCCAUGACAGGCAGAAAGAUGCCCGGUCAUUUUUGAAGAAAAAGCUCGUUGGGCCUCAGCGUAGGAAAUAGCAAGCUACACAUAUCAGGGUUAAAAGUAAAUAACCAUUUUUACAAAUUUGUAAAGCGUUAAAACCUAAACUAGUCACCUCCCAUUAUCAUUUCUCAAUUUUUAUUGACUGACAAUCUGAGAUUAAAUGGCCCGAGUGCCUCUGGUUUGAUAGUUAGGGCUUAUCUAAAGCCUGCAUGUAGAGAGAGUUAUUGUACAAAGUUGUUGUGUAAAUAUAUUUUUAUUUUACAACUCUCUCUGUAAAAUAGAAAUAUGUUAUCAAGAAAAUUGUGUACCACAAUACCACAGGCCCAUACUAACUGUCCCUAAUUUCUCUCCUACAGCAGUACUGCUUUGCCAGUCCUGUACUGCACUCUGUUAAGGGUGCAGCAACUCAUCCUGUGUAGGUUAUGGGGAACACAGAACUGUGCACUUAUCAGUUUGGUCAGGGUCCAGUGGCUGGUUUUUAUUUGGCUUAUCAAUUUCUUAGAAAUUUAGAAUAAACGCCCCUUGCAUUUGUAAUGGAAAACUACUGCCCAAAAUAUUUGGCUACUUAUCUUUACCCAUCAGUCACCUUGUUCCCCAAAGGAAGUCAAGAUCUAAAUGUAUUCUCAUUGGAUAAUUACCAGGGCUGUUAUGACAUGUCAAUGGGGCUCUGGCAUGUUGUAUCCCUGUAUUUCUGAUAGUUGGGUUAGAUUCAUCAUUAUAUUUCUGCCUCAUCUUUAUAUUAGAAUGCCAGAAUAGAUUCUCGUAUAUUUAAUGGUAAUGUCAUUCCAAGAUGUAGUCUCAAAAUCUUGACUUCAUUUUUAUAUGCUAGUAUAAAGAAGCAUUGGGAAUCUGGACCUCAUGAUCUCUAUCAUUUUCUUUUUCUAGUUUUGUGGUUAUGGCCCAAGACUUUUUUUUUUUUUUUUUGAGUUCCGUAAAUCAAUGCAUCGCAGGUGGUAUACUGUUGUGUGUGAGUUCAAACCCUUUUCCAAAGUGUUACUAAUGGUAAAGAGACAUUUUCUAGGCCUCUUUUCUGCCGGUUGAAGUCUGACUGCAGAAGGACCAUGGCACUGAAAGUGAGGCAAAACGCCGGACCCCAAGCUGCAGGGCAGGUCGUACGUGGAAGUCAUGUUGGAGCAAAACCUGUCCAAAGAGGAGAGGGAGAUCCGCCUGCAGAUGGUAGAGAAGGCCAAAGCUGGGGACCUGAAAGUCGUCAACGGGUCCGCUGCCUCCGCAGCUGCCGCGAAACGCAAGCGUCGCUGGGAUCAAACCGCAGACCAAACCCCCACUAAUACCACACCCAAAAAGAUGUCCAGCUGGGACCAGGCUGACUCCUCUGCUGAGACUCCAGGACACACCCCCGGACACACCCCCGCGCACACCCCCUCAAACAGCCGGUGGGAUGAAACCCCCGGGCGCGCAAAGGGCAGCGAGACCCCAGGGGCCACUCCCAGCACCCGCAUGUGGGACCCCACUCCCAGCCACACACCCGCCGGUGCAGCCACCCCCGGCAGGGGGGAUACGCCGGGCCACGCCACGCCCGGCCAUGGUGGAGCCACGGGGAGCGUACGCAAGAACCGCUGGGACGAAACCCCGAAGACUGAGAGGGAGACCCCGGGACACGGGAGCGGCUGGGCUGAGACGCCACGCACAGACAGAGGGGACGAGUCGGUGGGCGAGACACCAACCCCGGGGGCCAGUAAGAGGAAGUCCCGGUGGGAUGAGACCCCUGCCAGUCAGAUGGGAUCCUCUACGCCACUGCUGACCCCAGGAAAGACUCCCAUCGGAACGCCAGCUAUGAACAUGGCUACACCGACGCCAGGUCACCUGAUGAGCAUGACUCCCGAGCAGCUGCAGGCGUGGAGGUGGGAGAGGGAGAUCGAUGAGAGGAACCGGCCGCUCACAGACGAUGAGCUCGAUGCCAUGUUCCCAGAGGGAUACAAGGUUUUGCCUCCACCAGCCGGCUACGUGCCGAUCCGCACUCCGGCCCGUAAGUUGUCGGCCACGCCGACCCCCAUUGGAGGCAUGACAGGCUUCCACAUGCAGGUGGAGGACCGCACCACCAAGCAGAUGAACGACCAGCCCUCAGGAAACCUGCCCUUCCUCAAACCCGAUGACAUCCAGUACUUUGACAAACUGCUGGUGGAGGUGGACGAGUCCACGCUGAGCCCCGAGGAGCAGAAGGAGAGAAAGAUUAUGAAGCUGCUGCUUAAGAUUAAGAAUGGAACACCGCCCAUGAGAAAGGCCGCUCUGCGUCAGAUCACAGAUAAAGCCCGUGAAUUCGGAGCAGGCCCGCUGUUCAAUCAGAUUCUGCCGUUGCUCAUGUCGCCCACCUUGGAGGACCAGGAGCGCCAUCUGCUGGUUAAAGUCAUUGACCGCAUUCUCUACAAACUGGAUGACUUGGUUCGACCAUACGUACACAAGAUCCUUGUGGUGAUUGAGCCCCUGCUGAUUGAUGAGGACUACUACGCCAGAGUAGAAGGCCGAGAAAUCAUUUCCAACUUGGCAAAGGCUGCCGGUUUGGCCACCAUGAUCUCCACGAUGCGACCCGAUAUCGACAACAUGGACGAGUACGUCAGAAACACCACGGCCCGAGCCUUUGCCGUGGUGGCCUCCGCCCUGGGCAUUCCCUCCCUCCUGCCUUUUCUCAAAGCUGUGUGUAAGAGCAAGAAGUCCUGGCAGGCCCGGCACACGGGCAUCAAGAUCGUGCAGCAGAUCGCCAUCCUCAUGGGCUGCGCCAUUCUGCCCCAUCUUCGCAGCUUGGUAGAGAUCAUCGAACACGGUCUGGUAGACGAGCAGCAGAAGGUGAGGACCAUCAGCGCCCUCGCUAUAGCUGCCCUGGCUGAAGCUGCUACGCCCUACGGUAUCGAAUCCUUCGACUCCGUCCUCAAGCCGCUCUGGAAGGGCAUCAGACAACACAGAGGAAAGGGUCUGGCUGCUUUCCUCAAAGCUAUCGGCUACCUGAUCCCACUGAUGGACGCAGAGUAUGCGAACUACUACACCAGAGAGGUGAUGCUGAUUCUCAUCAGAGAGUUCCAGUCCCCCGACGAGGAGAUGAAGAAGAUUGUACUCAAGGUGGUGAAGCAGUGUUGUGGUACCGAUGGUGUGGAAGCAAACUACAUCAAGACGGAGAUCCUGCCUCCCUUCUUCAAGCACUUCUGGCAGCACAGGAUGGCUCUGGACCGACGCAACUACAGACAGUUGGUGGACACCACAGUGGAGUUGGCCAACAAAGUGGGAGCUGCAGAGAUCAUCUCUCGCAUCGUCGACGACCUGAAGGACGAGGCGGAGCAGUACAGAAAGAUGGUGAUGGAGACCAUCGAGAAAAUCAUGGGCAACCUGGGCGCGGCCGACAUCGACCACAAGCUGGAGGAGCAGCUGAUCGACGGCAUCCUGUAUGCCUUCCAGGAACAGACCACCGAGGACUCCGUCAUGCUCAACGGUUUCGGCACGGUGGUCAACGCCCUCGGGAAGCGCGUGAAGCCCUACCUGCCUCAGAUCUGCGGUACGGUGCUCUGGCGCCUCAACAACAAGUCGGCCAAAGUCCGUCAGCAGGCCGCCGACCUGAUCUCCCGUACCGCCGUGGUGAUGAAGACCUGCCAAGAGGAGAAGCUCAUGGGUCACUUGGGGGUGGUGCUGUACGAGUACCUGGGAGAGGAGUACCCCGAGGUGUUGGGUAGCAUCCUGGGAGCGCUGAAGGCCAUCGUCAACGUCAUCGGUAUGCACAAGAUGACUCCACCAAUCAAAGACCUGCUUCCUCGUUUGACCCCCAUCCUGAAGAACAGGCACGAGAAGGUGCAGGAGAACUGCAUCGACCUGGUGGGCCGCAUCGCUGACAGGGGGGCUGAAUAUGUGUCGGCCAGGGAAUGGAUGAGGAUCUGUUUCGAGCUGCUGGAGCUGCUGAAGGCUCACAAAAAAGCCAUCCGCAGAGCUACAGUCAACACGUUUGGUUACAUCGCCAAAGCCAUCGGACCCCACGACGUCUUGGCCACUCUGCUCAACAACCUGAAGGUCCAGGAGCGUCAGAACCGAGUCUGCACCACCGUGGCCAUCGCCAUCGUCGCCGAGACCUGUUCCCCGUUCACGGUGCUGCCGGCGCUCAUGAACGAGUACCGCGUGCCGGAGCUCAACGUGCAGAACGGCGUGCUCAAGUCCCUCUCCUUUCUGUUCGAGUACAUCGGAGAGAUGGGCAAAGACUACAUCUACGCCGUCACGCCGCUGCUGGAGGACGCGCUCAUGGACAGAGAUCUGGUCCACCGACAGACCGCCAGCGCCGUGGUCCAGCACAUGUCUCUGGGCGUCUACGGUUUCGGCUGCGAGGACUCCCUCAACCACUUGCUCAACUACGUGUGGCCCAACGUGUUUGAGACGUCGCCUCACGUGAUCCAGGCCGUCAUGGGCGCCCUGGAGGGCCUGCGGGUCGCAAUCGGGCCGUGCCGCAUGCUGCAGUACUGCUUACAGGGUUUGUUCCAUCCGGCCAGGAAGGUGCGAGACGUCUACUGGAAGAUUUACAACUCCAUCUACAUCGGCUCGCAGGACGCGCUCAUCGCUCACUACCCACAGGUCUACAACGACGAGAAGAACAUGUACGUCCGCUACGAGCUGGACUACGCCUUGUAA
Molecule: messenger RNA, 5337 nt
Organism: Gasterosteus aculeatus aculeatus (three-spined stickleback)
Lineage: Eukaryota; Metazoa; Chordata; Actinopteri; Perciformes; Gasterosteidae
Gene: sf3b1
Product: splicing factor 3b, subunit 1
Biological process (GO): spliceosomal complex assembly
Molecular function (GO): mRNA binding
Source: RefSeq, a predicted model, not a curated record